Molecule: messenger RNA, 893 nt
Organism: Xenia sp. Carnegie-2017
Lineage: Eukaryota; Metazoa; Cnidaria; Anthozoa; Malacalcyonacea; Xeniidae
Exons: 4
Coding region: 88-729 (213 amino acids)
Molecular function (GO): protein binding
Source: RefSeq, a predicted model, not a curated record
GCCAUAUUGAAAAUUUGUAAAAAAAUUCAAUUUGUUUUUACGCUUCCCCCGUCUUGAAAUAAAGCAAAACUUCUUUACCGGAGAAACAUGAUGGCGCGUAAUGCACCAAGCACGUUCAACCAAAGCACAAAUGCUGUUGUGAAAUUACAGGCGGCUGUUCGUGGUAUUAUAGUAAGAAAGAGAUUUGAGAAAUUGAAGCAAGAAUAUAAGUUAAUACUUCAAAGCUUUGAAGGAGAUAAUGUGCAACUACUAUGGAAAAACCAUUCAAGACUUAGCUUGCCAAUAUUGCAAUGUACAUUCAAAAAAAAAGGGGAACAAACCAAAGACAUUUCAACAGUGAAACACGCAACAAGUCAUUCAACACCAGUUAGAAAAGAAAACAAAACUCAGUCAUGUCCUUCUGAAAUUGUCAAUAAGAAUUGCCACAAUUUUAUUCUCAAUGAUAAUGAAAUUGAGAACAAAUACAGAUGCUUCUCUUUGGAUGAAGUUGAAGUCUUUGGCAAAGACAAGUUCAAUGUUCCUGUAGAGAGAAAUAUGACAACAGUACAUGUUCAACCAAUGAAAUGCAGUUCAAAGAUCACAUUUGUGUCAUUAGAAGAUAGCACUGUAUACCCACAUGACAAAAUUUCAUUGCUGGAACUAAGAAAAGAUUUAUCAAUGGAACUUCUAUGGAUAAAUCAGGCAAUUGAAAGCAGAAUAAGUGUAAGGAUAAUACAUCAAGGUAUUUAGAAAUGAAGAAAAAGUUGGCAGAUAAUGAAGUGAAAUGAUAGGAUGAUAGAUUCAAGAUCAGUAAAUAGAUAUAUUUUCUAUUAAUGAAUUAUAUAUAAAAUCACAUUUUUCUAAUGGAGGUUAUACUGAAGUAAUCACCACUAAAUACAACAAUUAUCACCAAA